This is a messenger RNA of Chelmon rostratus (copperband butterflyfish), 2743 nucleotides long. RefSeq names its product cathepsin S, ortholog2, tandem duplicate 1 (gene ctss2.1). NCBI's taxonomy places the organism in Eukaryota, Metazoa, Chordata, Actinopteri, Chaetodontiformes, Chaetodontidae. Bases 71 to 1084 code for a protein of 337 amino acids. Gene Ontology annotation, biological process: immune response. Gene Ontology annotation, cellular component: lysosome. The transcript is spliced from 8 exons. The record is from RefSeq and is a predicted model, not a curated record. Gene Ontology annotation, molecular function: cysteine-type endopeptidase activity.
AGCACGUGACCGCGCCUUCAUAAGCGUCGAGCAGGGAAGCGCAGCGGCAGCGACGCGACGCGACGAGACGAUGAGUGCAACCGUUCAAGGCCUGAUGUUGGGGAACCUGCUGCUCUUCUCCCUGUGUGCCAGGGCGGCAGCCAUGUUUGACAGCAGGCUGGACGUGCACUGGGAUCUGUGGAAGAAGACGCACGAGAAGACGUACCAAAAUGAGGUGGAGGAUGCGAGCCGCAGGGAAUUGUGGGAGAAGAACCUGCUGCUCAUUACCAUGCACAACCUGGAGGCCUCGAUGGGACUUCACACCUACGAACUGGGCAUGAACCACAUGGGAGACAUGACGCCUGAGGAGAUCCGGCAGUUGUUCGCCACACUCAGUCCUCCCACUGACAUCCAGAGGGCACCAUCUGCCUUUGCUGGGACAUCAGGCGCUGCUGUACCAGACACCAUGGACUGGAGAGAGAAGGGCUGUGUCACCAGCGUCAAGAUGCAGGGUUCUUGUGGCUCCUGCUGGGCCUUCAGUGCUGUAGGGGCCUUGGAGGGCCAGCUGGCCAAGAAGACAGGGAAGCUGGUGGACCUCAGCCCCCAAAACCUGGUGGACUGUUCAGGCAAAUACGGCAACCACGGCUGCAACGGUGGCUUAAUGCACUAUGCCUUCCAGUACGUCAUCGACAACCAGGGCAUCGACUCUGACGCUUCGUACCCCUACGUAGGACGUGGACAACAGUGUCGCUACAACCCAGCGUACCGCGCCGCCAACUGCUCCCGGUACAGCUUCCUGCCGCAGGGGGACGAGCAGGCUCUGAAGCAGGCGCUCGCCACCAUCGGACCCAUUUCAGUGGCGAUUGACGCCACACGGCCCAGAUUUACUUUCUACAAAAGCGGAGUGUAUGAUGAUCAGUCCUGCAGCCAGAAAGUCAACCAUGGGGUGUUGGCUGUGGGCUACGGCACGCUGAACGGACAGGACUACUGGCUGGUAAAGAACAGCUGGGGAAGUAGGUUUGGAGACGAGGGCUACAUCCGAAUGGCACGUAACAAGAACGACCAGUGUGGCAUCGCUCUGUACGCUUGCUACCCCAUCAUGUAGCUGCAGAGGGAACUGACAUGAAUCUGUUGUAAAAUUAAGUUCCCUCUUCUCUUUUGUAUACAAUGUUUUUACAGAUUGAUUUUAUCUUGAUAGUAACAUUUUCUACCUGUUUCUUCUUUUUAUGCACUUUUUGACAAAAGCCAAAAAUGGCAAAUUGUUAAAUACUAUGUUUUUAAAUCAUUGAACUUGUAAGACUGUACAUGUUUGUUUGUGUCUGACUGUGUGCUUACAUCACUAAUAAAGAGACAGGUGCGCGAGGCUCAGCCACUGAGAGACAUGCCAGGUGUCGAUCGAUAUAUCAGUUGAUCGAUUAACCCGAUGUCGGCCUUUCAGUAAAUAUCAGUUCUGAGUUCUGUGUCGUUUACACCAGCAGCUUCAGGUUUGUCAGUCUGUUCAAUCUGCCGUGAAAACUGCCUGAAAGGAUUCCACUCACUCUUUAGGAAAUUGGCUUGUUGGUCAAUUUAGCUUUUACAUGUUACGACAGAAGGAACGCCCAAAUCAAUACAUGUGUCUCUGGCAAAUAUCUCUGUCCUGUGCACAUGCUCAUGUGAUAGCAUGUCCUAAACUAGCAGCCUGCAGCCAAGUAGCCUUGUCUCGAGCAAGAAGAAAAGCCUUUUAGUGUUUUUAUUUGGAGCCACUUUUCCAAAAAGUCAGUUACAUCGAUACCACUCUCAGAUCUGUCUGUUGAAUGUGAAGCUACAGCCAGAUGCUAGUUAGCUGAGCUUAGCAUCGAGACAGGAAGCAGUGGGCCCUGUCUGAAUAAAAUGUAAAUGUUUAGCUUCCAGCAGCUCUGAGGCUCACUAAUCAACAUGUCACGUCUCACUGUAAACACGACAACUUGUAGUUUUACAGAGGGAUCAUGUGCAGCUUUAGAGGUGUUCUUUACCUUUGGACAAAGCCAGGGUUUCCCGAAGCUAACUGGCUACUGCUAAAGUUCAUAUUUAGCUUGCAGGCUUUACCAAUAAGAGAGUAAAUAUGCAUAUUUUUUACCUAUUUCUGUACAAGCUGCUAACCAAAGAAUGCCAGUAGUAUGGGUCUAUGUCAGCCAUGUCCAAACUAUUCCAUAAAGGGCCGUGUGGCUGCAGGUUUUCGUUCCAACCAAUGAGGAGCACACCAGGCCAACCAAUCAACAUCAAGGGAUCCCUUAGUUAUCAGCUGAAAAGUGAGAUCAGCUGAUUAAAUGAGUCCAGCCUGGUGCGCUCCUCCUUGGUUGGAACGAAAACCUUCAGCCACACGGCCCUUUAUGGAAUAGUUUGGACAUGCCUGGUCUAUGUCUUUCAAUCAAUUUAUUGAUUGAAUGUUUAAGGCUUCUUGAUCCUGGAAAGAGUAAAAUAUUGAAACAUUUUAAUCUCUUAAACCCUGCCAGUUCCACCCGUGGCCCAUCUUUAGAAAGCCAUGUGUGGAUAAGCAUUGUUUCAACAAAUAAAACUUAAUUUUAAAUUGUUAUUUUAAAAACUCCCCCAAAAUACCAAGUGUUUAAGGCUGAAUUUGGGAAAAAUGUAUAAAGUUUUGAACACAGGAUCUGGAUAUUUGCAUUUGAUGUUGAAGAAAUUCUACAAGUCUUUGUUUUGAAUAUUUUCAUGGAGCAUAAUUGUGGUGAAAGAAUCAAAUAUUGAAUAUAUACUAUUUUGGAUGAGAAAUAAAGGAAUUUGGGGUGAA